Molecule: messenger RNA, 603 nt
Organism: Diaporthe citri
Lineage: Eukaryota; Fungi; Ascomycota; Sordariomycetes; Diaporthales; Diaporthaceae
Exons: 2
Coding region: 1-603 (200 amino acids)
Source: RefSeq, a predicted model, not a curated record
AUGGCCAUGUCUCGCCCUUCGAACACAGCUUUAUUUUUUCUGAAUACUGCAGCCAUCACUCGCCGAGUACAAAGUAGCAGUGCUGCGCCACCUAAAACGAAGAACUACAUCGACACAAUCUCGGGAUACAAUGAGCUAUCUGCAUGCGCCGUGAACGUUCUCAGCACCGUCGUGCGGGAUGAAAACAGCGGCUGUCAAGAUACAUACGCUCUUACGAGCUACAGUUGUUUCUGCACCGAUAGCAGCUCGUUCUUCAGCAAUGUGAUCUCAAGGGACGUGGUUUCCGGUUGCAACUCAUCCAUUGCAAGCCCCCAGGCCACGAGCGCUCUGAGUGUCUUUGAUGCUUAUUGCGCGCUGGGCGUGGCCGCCGGCCUGGUAACAACUCAGAUCUCUCCCACUGAUGCUGGCUCCGCGUCACCAGCUGCGAGUGCCCCAACAACCUCGCCAACACAGACAUCCGGUUCUGCCUCAACUUCGCCUCCACAGGGCCAAUCGAGCAAUAUUGGAACAGCCAUUGGGGCCGGCGUCGGUGUGGCGGCCGGCCUCAUAGGGCUAGCUGUAGUAAUAUGGGUUAUUUUGGAGGAGGAGAUACCGCAAAGCUAA